UGACUGAUCUUCCUCCGCCAUUUUGUUAGACGCGGCACUUUAUUUGUUCGACCUUUUGAAGUCGCUGAAAUCAGUCUUGCACACUUCCCACAUUCGAUCUAUUUACAAUUACCCCAGAAUGCUGACCGAAGAGCAGACCGACUUCAGCACAGAUGAGUUUCCUGAGGGAUCGAAAAUAAAUGCUAGUAAAAACCUGCAGGAUGACGGGAAAAUGUUUAUUGGUGGACUCAGCUGGGACACCAGCAAGAAAGACCUUGCUGAUUAUCUAUCGAAGUUUGGGGAAGUCUUGGACUGCACCAUUAAAACAGAUCCUAUGACUGGACGCUCCAGGGGAUUUGGAUUUGUGCUCUUCAGAGAUGCAGAGAGUGUUGAUAAGGUGUUAGAGUUACAGGAACACAAGCUGGAUGGGAAACUAAUCGAUCCAAAAAGAGCCAAGGCAAUUCAGGGUAAGGAGCCCCCCAAGAAAGUGUUUAUUGGCGGUUUAAGUCCGGACACUUCUGAAGAUCAGAUCCGGGAAUACUUUGGAGCUUUUGGGGAAAUUGAAAACAUUGAGCUUCCCACAGACACUAAAACAAACGAAAGGCGAGGUUUCUGCUUUAUAACAUACGUUUCAGAGGAGCCAGUUGAGAAACUUCUGGAGAACAGAUAUCAUGAAAUUGGAUCAGGAAAGUGUGAAAUCAAAGUUGCUCAGCCCAAAGAAGUGUACAGGCAGCAACAAAACAGAGGAAACAGGGGCUUUGGAGGAGGGCGAGGAGGUGUCAGAGGCCGAGGAAGAGGAGGACAGAGUCAAGGCUACAAUCAAGGAUACAACAACUACUAUGGCCAGAACUAUGGAGGCUAUGGAAACGGAUACAACCAAGGCUAUAAUGGAUAUUCUGGCUAUGACUAUUCUGGGUAUAAUUAUCAGAAUUAUGGAUAUGGACAAGGCUAUGAUGAUUACAAUGGUCAACAGAGCAGUUAUGGCAAGGCCUCACGGGAUGGUGGAAACCAUCAGAAUAGCUACCAACCAUAUUGACAUAGCGACUUUACGUUCAUAUUAAUGGUAAGGUUAUAUCUUUGCUGCACUUUGAUCCAACUUCAAUGUUAAAGAUCAAUAGACACCUACUAUCCUAAUAGCAAAAGGGAUAUGCAUAUUAUUGCACCGCAGUUAAACAUGUCUAUAGAUCUUUAAUUGCAAAUGUUUGUGUAGCCAUUUUGCCUUUUUAGCAUGACAGAAAAACGUAAGUGUUUUUCUGUAGGUUUCCUUCUCCUCCUACUUUUAACAGGUGAUCAUAAAGGAAUAACAUAGAGACUUGAUAGCAAUGGUAACAGGUAAAGUACUGCUAAGGGGUACAGAGUAAGGACGCCUCUCCUUAUUUUUCUUUUCUUUCCCUAAUUCUGAUUAUUGUACCUUGUUUGUACCUGCCAGCGGGGACUUCAUUGCAGGCCGUGUGUCCCCUGACCACGACAUUCUCUGGGCGUCGCACAUAGCGGGCAGAGAGCACGGCAUGCACAAGAAAACGCUGUCCAGUGGUAUGGUCUCUUCAAACUUCCUGUACCAGCGUAAAAAAAGUCAAAGGAGAUUCCCCCAUUUUCCUUAAGUUGUCGGUUUUCUUUAACAUUUUAAAAUGUGUUUUUUACAGGUAUUUAUUAAUGUAACCUAAAAGUGAUUGAUAACUGCUUUGUUGUACUCUCUUUUUCAAUUUUAGUGCUCUUGUACUUCAGUUGUGGAGCUUCAAUGAUUUUGAUUUAUGUUGGUUUCUUCCUUAAAACGUCACCUCCCUUGUAAAUUGUAUAAACUCAUAAUGCUUGCUUUUUAUCUUUAGAGCCCAUAGCGAACUUCAAAUGGGUACACUUCAAGUCUUGUCCUUAAACAUAGGUUUUAAAGAUCAUAUGUAAAGUUGGUUUUGAAGCCAUUAAAAGCUGAUGAAAUCUGUGUUAGACAGAUGCAAAAUAUUGGCUAUAGAUAUAAAUCACAUCUCUAAAUUUUAAGGAGAAAGCAUUUGGAGUGACUCCUUAAUGGUGUUCAUCAACUAACCUCAUGGAGUCAAAGCUUUUGCUGGCUUAUAAACUGUAUUAUGUGAAUCUAAAAGUGAUUAUCAACAUAUGAUCUUUAAUUUUUAAUGGUGAUUUUCCUAGUUUAAAAUCAACAGCUCAAGAAGUUUAACAAACAUGGACGUGCUUUUUUACUGUUGAAAAUCAGAAUAAAUCAUGGCGUGUUUUUCUCUUGUAGGUCGGCAGGCUGAUUUGAGCAUUUGACUUUGUUCCCUGGAGGCAGCUUGUGGAUUCCUGUCCCUAAACAACUAUAAAAAUGUUAUUUGGUCCUCUUGAGACAAAUUCUGUGUCCAACCUUGUAAAUAGUGCAGUGUUUUGUUUCUAAGUUUGCCUUAUUCUGUGCUUCAUUCAUAUAGAAUAUGUAGGUUUUGUGCUGAUGUGUUCUUAAAUGUUAAGUAGGAAAGUCAUUUGUUUUGUAUUUUAGUUUUUUCCUGCAGUUUUUGGAUAAAGGGAUUAAAAAUGGGAAAACGUU
Messenger RNA from Triplophysa rosa, 2506 nucleotides. RefSeq names its product heterogeneous nuclear ribonucleoprotein D-like (gene hnrnpdl). The coding region runs from base 119 to 1015 and encodes 298 amino acids. Gene Ontology annotation, molecular function: poly(G) binding; poly(A) binding. The record is from RefSeq and is a predicted model, not a curated record. The transcript is spliced from 7 exons. NCBI's taxonomy places the organism in Eukaryota, Metazoa, Chordata, Actinopteri, Cypriniformes, Nemacheilidae. Gene Ontology annotation, cellular component: nucleoplasm. Gene Ontology annotation, biological process: regulation of gene expression.